Molecule: messenger RNA, 579 nt
Organism: Heterostelium album PN500
Lineage: Eukaryota; Evosea; Eumycetozoa; Acytosteliales; Acytosteliaceae
Product: Golgi phosphoprotein 3 family protein
Exons: 6
Coding region: 1-579 (192 amino acids)
Molecular function (GO): phosphatidylinositol-4-phosphate binding
Source: RefSeq, a predicted model, not a curated record
AUGAAUGAAGCAUUAAUUCAAAUAAAUGACGAAUAUGAAAAUAAAUGUAGACUUCCAACAACUGGAAUUCCUUUGUUUUUUGGAUUUUUUGGUACAGCAAUUGCAGAAUUAAUGAUAAGAGGAAAACUUGGAGUACAAAAACCAAAAAAAAGCUCUUUCAAUGGAAAAUUUGAUGUAGAUUUAGUUGUAUUGGAUCCUCAACCAAUCCAAGAUGAUUGUUUUUUGGCAUAUGUAUUCGAAAAAAUCGAAAAGAGACCAAAUAGAAGCAUUGGUGUAACUAUUAAUGAUCUAUCAAGAGGAUUUCUAUUUUCUAGUGAGAAAAAAGUGUUUAAAAUGGUAUCCAAUGGAUUGGUUAGUAAAGGAGUUGUCACUAGAGUCAGAGAAAGAGGAAAUUUCUUUGGAACAAGAGGAUAUAGAUGGGCAGAUAAUACUCACAAAAUUAAUUUGGAAAGUAAUUGUAAGACAUUAGCACAUACUGAUAUAAAGAUACAUGAAAAUUUUUUAGUAUCCGAUUAUGUUAGAGAAAUAAUUUUAAUGUUGACAUUGAAAAGAUAUAUUCCUGUGAUUGUUUGUAAUUAA